This is a messenger RNA of Eleginops maclovinus (Patagonian blennie), 10160 nucleotides long. RefSeq names its product neurobeachin-like 1 (gene nbeal1). Gene Ontology annotation, molecular function: protein kinase binding. The record is from RefSeq and is a predicted model, not a curated record. The coding region runs from base 306 to 8528 and encodes 2740 amino acids. NCBI's taxonomy places the organism in Eukaryota, Metazoa, Chordata, Actinopteri, Perciformes, Eleginopidae. Gene Ontology annotation, biological process: intracellular protein localization. Gene Ontology annotation, cellular component: cytosol; membrane. The transcript is spliced from 55 exons.
GUUAUUUUUUCCGCCAACUUAACACAUUUACGACAACUCUGGAGACGGCGUCAGCUGACAGUUCGGUACACAGUGCAAACACUGCUGGGAAUACCCUCUGGAACCCGAGGAAAAGCUGCAGAAGUGGAAUUAAAGCGCCAAAUCCUGUGCUGCCUCUGCCAUGGAAUAAUUCUGGGAGCAUUUUUAGCAUCUUUUAGAAGGAGUGCUACACCUGUGCCAUGGUGUGGAGCGUUGGGGGUCAGCAGCGGCGGUUUAGCUCAUGACUGAAAAACAUGAAGCAGCCAGGGAAGUGACACUACAGCGCCAUGGCAUCCAAAGAGAGACUGUACGAGGUCUGGAUGCUCUACUGCACCAAGAGGGAUCCAGAAUACCUGAAGAUAUGGCUGGAGAUUUUCAUCAGCUCCUAUGAGCGGUGCCUGGACGUGGACUUUGAAAAGCCACCUUCGAGGCCAGAUGAGCUUCCUCCCGUGUUGACGCUCCUCCCGGACAACAUCUUGCAGGUUCUGCGCCACCAGCUGCUGCAGUGCGUCCAGAAGGCCUCCGACGGCCUGGAGCCCGAGCAGCAAAACCUGGCUCUGCUGCUGCUCAAGUUCCUCAUCAUCAUCUGCAGGAACCUGUCCAAUGUGGAGGAGAUCGGCACCUGCUCUUACAUCAAUCACAUCAUCAACAUGACGACGCUCUACAUCCAGCAGCUGAAGAGCAAGACGAAGGAGAAGGAGAUGGCUGACCAGAGCCAGGCGGAGGAGUUCGUCCGUCACGCUCUGGCAUUCUGCGAGAGCCUCUACGACCCGUACCGAAACUGGAGGCAUCGAACCUGCGGGCAGCAGCUGGGGACAGUUGAGCGGAGCAGACAGAAGUACAAAGCAGCCCCGCUCACUGUCGAGUUUGUCCCUUUCUUUUACCAGUGCUUCCAGGAGAGCGAGCACCUGAAGGAGAGUCUGAAAUGCUGCCUGCUGCACCUGUUUGGAGCCAUAGUAGCUGGUGAUCAGAGGAACGCUCUGCUGGCCAUCUCUCCGGCCACCAUGGAGGUGUUGAUGCGGGUUUUGUCCGACUGCUCGAUGGGCAGCUGCUCUUCGGAGGAGGGCGAGGACUGGGACAGUGAAGCCCCUGACCGCAAGGCUCUGCUGACGCUGGGCUGCCUGCGGGAGGUAGUGCAGCGCCUCUUGGCCUCCAGCUCCGACCAGCGGCAGGUGGAGAUCGCCUCGGUGCUGGACCACUACUUCAAGCUGCUGAACUCGGACCCGGCCGCCAUCGUUGCCUCCCAGCAGCAGCAGCAGCAGCAGCAGAAGCAGCAAGCCAGGGUCCCGACGCUCGGGCGACACUGGGAGAGCAGAUUUGUGGCGCUGCAAGUGAACAUGCUAGACACCAUCAGGGAGAUGUUCCUGUGCUCAGACAGACCCGUUCUCCAAGCCAUCUUCCUCAAUAGCAACUGCUUCGAGCAUCUGGCACGCCUCCUGCAGAACAGCAAGCUGGUUAACGCUAGGUGCACGGCGGCAGACAAGGACCAGAAAGAUAUAACCAACAACAGGUUACAGACAGGAGAGAGGGACACUCAGGUGUUUCAAGGGCGGCUCGACUCCCUCGCUGUAGCAACCAUCAAGGCCCUGACAACAGUGAUGCACAAAUCACCUGCUGCAAAGGAGGUGUUCAAGGAGAGGAUCGGUUACAAUCACCUGUACGAGGUGCUCACCUCGCUGGGCCAGCCGUCACGACACCUUCUCAAAGAGCUGAUGAACAUGGCGGUGGAGGGCGAGCACACGUCAGUGGGGCUCCUGGGCAUCAGCAACGUGGAGCCCUUGCUGCUGCUGGUCCAGUGGCUGCCGGAGCUGGACUCCUCGGAGCAGCAGCUCUUCACGGCCGACUGGCUGCGCCGCCUCAGCUGCCUGAACCGGCAGACCCGCGCCACAUGUGUCAACGCCGCCAUGGUGAUGCGAGCGCUGUCGGGCUUGGAGCGCCACCAGCGCCUGCAUCGAGCCUGCGCCGAGAGCCUCUUCGGGCUGGUGGGCUCGCUGGGCUCCCAGUCUCUGAGCGCCAAGGAACUCCUGGGACUCCUGCGCCUCCUCAGGCCUCACGAACCCAAUCACGCUCACCCGUACGUAGGUCCCGCCCUCAGAGCCCUGCUGGCCAUGGUGCGGAAGCAGGGCCUGGAGAGCGCCAUGCAGUACUUUGACCUGUCGCCCAGCAUGGCGGGUAUCGUGGUUCCGACAGUGCAGCGCUGGCCCGGUGCCGCCUUCAGCUUCAUCGCCUGGCUGUCGUUGGAUCAGGACCAGCUGGGCCCGGUGAGCAAGGACAAGAGGAAGCAGCUCUACAGCUUCUUCACCCCCGGAGGGACGGGGUUCGAGGCCUUCAUCAGCUCAGAGGGUGUGUUGGUGGUGGCUGUCUGCACCAAGAAGGAGUACGUCACCGUCAUGCUGCCCGACUACUGCUUCUGUGACUCCCUCUGGCACAGCAUCGGGGUGGUGCACGUCCCAGGGAAGAGGCCUUUUGGACAGAGUCUGGUCUACAUUUAUGUGGACGGACAGCAGAAACUGUCGGCCCCCCUCAAGUAUCCCACCAUGACAGAUCCGUUCAUCUCCUGCUGCAUCGGCUCGGCGGGCCACCGGACCACCACUCCCCCGCCCUCCCAGAUCCCAGACCCUCCCUCCGCCUCCACGCCCACCACUCGCUCGUCGCUGGGCGCCAUCUUGUCUCCGCAGACGUGGGGCGGGCUGCUGGGAGGAAAACCCGAGUCCGUCACAAAGCUCAUCUCCGCAGGGACCCAGGACAGCGAGUGGGGGAGUCCCACCUCACUGCAGGGCCAGCUGGGCAGCGUCAUGGUCUUCCACGAACCCCUGCAGCCCAACCACAUCAAAGCCAUCUGUAGUGCCGGUCCAAACUGCAUCUCUCCUUUCAAAACCCAGGAGUCAGAACUCGGCGACCUCUCCACCAAACUGCUGCUUCACUAUUCGCCCAAGGCGUGCAGGAACCCCAUCUGUCUGGACCUGUCUCCGAACAUGCUGCACGGGCGCCUGACUGGGAAUAAAGUUGUCAACUGGGAUAUAAAGGAUAUGAUCAACUGUGUGGGCGGCCUGCUGGUGCUCAUCCCCGUCCUGGAGCAGUUGUCCCUGAUCACUCCCGAUCAACAAACCAGUGAUCCCGGGUCGGACUUCAUCACCCCGGAUGUGACGACUCCGGCCGACGGUGAUUGGGUCAUCCUCCCGUCCAACAGAGCUUCAGAGGCCCGUCUGGAGAAGAAUCUGGUGGCCACCUUCCUGUUGGUGCUGAAGCAUUUCCUGCAGAGACACCUUAUCAACCAGGAGAAUCUGCUGCACUCGCAUGGUGUGGGUACAGUGGGAGCGCUGCUGCAGAAGCUGCCAGCCGGUCACGUGGAUGUCAGCGUUCUGGUCGCCAUGCAGCUGCUGAUCGAACAGGUGACGUUUGAGAAGAACCAGGCUCUGUUGCUGCAACUUCACACACACCUGCUGUUCAACUUCAACAUCUGGAACAAAGGAGACUUCCCUCUGCGCAUAGGUCAUAUCCAGUACAUGUCCACCGUCAUCAAAGAUAACAGGAAGCUGUUCAGAAAGAAAUAUGGCGUUCAGUUCCUUUUGGACACCAUACGUCUUUAUUACGGGAAGACCAGCCAUAAAGACAGUGACCUGAGUGAGGAUGACAUUCGGACCGUGCGGGCGUCUCUCUGCGGACUCAUCAAGUAUUACAUCAGCAAGGGCAUGUCGCAGGAGGAGAUGCACAGCAUUCUGGGAUACGUCGCCGCCAUCGGAGACGAGGACCAGUUGUGUGGGAUGCUGGAGUUGUUGCUCAGCCUCCUUCAGACGAGUCAGGCCAGGGACCAGAUCUUUCUGCUGCUCUUUGAGCCGGCAGCGGCCGACUCCUGCUACGCUCUGCUGCUCAACAACAAGCACUCGGACCGACUCAGAGAGCUCGUCUUCAAGUUGUUUGAGCGCAUGUUGCGCUGCGACCGCGUCUACGAGAAGAAUAAGCAGCGCCUGCGUCUCAGGGAGGCGGGAUACUCCGGCCUGUCGCUGCUCUUCUCUGAACUUCACAUCACUCCCACACUCAUCCGCUGUCUCCUCAACCAGGUCCUGCACACAGAUACUGUGGUGAACUACAAGGACAUGAUGGCUCUGGUGCAGCUCACUCACCGGGCCGGACCCGGGGUACGCCUGCUCGUCUGCAAAAGGGUUUACCAGCUGCUUCAAUCCCAACAAGAUGCUGCCGUGCAGAUCUCCCGGCAGCAGUGUUGGCAGGACACCCUCAUGCGCCUCUACCUGCGGGGGGAAGGCUCUUUGCCUCUGCGUGGCUCGGACACCAUCAGCACCUGCAGCCUGGACCUCGGCCGACCAGGCGGCUCGAACCGCCUGGAGCUUCCUCUGGAGAGGAGGUCGAGGACGGGCAGCCGCCUGGAGGACGACCGGCUCAGCGUCGGGGAAACGCGCUCCGUGGACAGUCUGGAGAACGGGGACGUCAUCUCCCUGCUGGACACGCCGUCUUCCUCAGCCUCCACCAAGCCCUGGGUGGUGGGGAAGUCUGGGGGCUUGACGCUGGAUCUGUCCCACCUGCAGGGCUUCGAGGGCGGGGACAGCGGCAGCCAGACGCCCGGCAGCGCUCCGAGCACGCCGUCGCCUCUGGAGACAUUGAAGCCUUUCCCAGGGAGCGGCGCAGACCAAGAUGCAACGCCCUCCGUGACUGAGGACAGCUUCCUGUUCAGCGACAACAUCUCACUGGGGGAGUCCUUCAACAACGAGCGAGCGGAAGAGGAGCUGUGCAGCAUGCUGCUGGAGAUCGUGCUGUGUGUGAUGUGGAGAGGCGUCGAAGGCUCGGAUGAUUCAGCGUGGCUGGAGAGAGGCCAGGUGUUCUCGGCUCUCACCAAACUGGCAACCGCCAACGAGCUGCUGCUUCCUGUCGACCAAAUCAAGCUCAGUCUGAUGGAGCGUAUGUUGGAGUGGGCGGUGUGCGAUAACCGCGAGGCGUCGGCCGCCACUCUGCCGCAGCACACGGAGAACGCUGUGCGGCUGCUGCACAUGGUUCAGGACUUCCUGCAGGCGGAGGGGCUGGUGAGCCCGGCGCUGUGGACGGAGAAGGUCCUGGAGGAGACGGUGACGCUGAUGGACAGCCUCAUGGUGUGGUACUCCUCCGGCUCGCAGUGGUUCCAGCUCUCGCAGGUCGGACUCCGGCUGCUGCUGGGCUUCAUGGCGCAGGAGGAUCCAGAGGUGUGUGCCAUGGCCACCGCAAAGCUGAACGGCAUCCUGCAGACCAAGGAGGUGUCAAGCCAGGACGAGGCCUGCUACCUGCUGGGGAAGGUGGAGGGCAUUCUGCGGCGCUCCAUCCAGGCGCAGACGGAGGAGACGUACUCCUUCCUGGUUCCUCUGCUGCGGACGCUGCUCUCCAAGGUGCACCGCCUUCUCUACAUGGAGCUGCACCUCCCCCAGCUGCCCGACACCAACGGCAGCCCGUCCUUCUUCGAAGACUUCCAGCUGUACUGCAAAUCCCCAGAGUGGCGGGUCUACCUCGACAAAUACAUCAUCCCGUACAUGAAGCAGUAUGAAAUUGAGACCUUCAGUCAGGGUCACGAGACCAUGGCGCUCUACUGGAAGGAAUGCUACGAGGCGUUCAUGGUCAGCCUGCACAAGAGGGAGAGGGAGAGGGGGGAGAGCAAGAUCCGCUUCCAGGAGCAAUUUGUGGAGCCGUUCUCCCGGCGCGGCCGCCAGGAGAACCUGCGCUACAACAGCAUGUUGAAGCAGCAGCACAGCCAGAACAGCGCCACCCUCAGGCAGUGGAAGGCAGCGCGCCGAGGGCUGGUGUGUGAGAGAGGGCCGUGGGCCGACAGGCAGCAGGACGAGAUGCACUGGAGGGUUUCCAGUGCGGAGAACUUCUCCCGCAUGAGGCUGAAGCUGGUGCGUAAUUACAACUUCGAUCCACACCGAGAGGCCAGCGCUCUCAGAGACAACCUGGGCGUCCAUCAGCAGCGAGUCAACCCCGAGUCUCUGCUGCUGGAGGCCGUGAAGCAGGUGAAGGUGAGCGACCUGGAAGAUGACAUCCUGGAUCUGCCGGAGGACGAUCCUGCUGCCGCCAGCAACCAGGUGGAGGUAGAGGAGGCGGGUCAGAAGGAGAAACUGGUCCUCUGGGAGGACUGCGAGCUGGUGACCGUGGUGGACGUGGUGCCCGGCCGCCUGGAGCUCACCACCCAGCACAUCUACUUCUACGACAGCAGCCAGGAGAAGGAGGAAGGAGUGGGCCAUGACUUCAAGUGGCCUCUCUCUCAGAUCCGAGAGGUCCAUCUGCGGCGCUACAACCUCCGCCGCUCGGCCCUGGAGAUCUUCCUCAUCGACCAGACCAAUUACUUCCUGAACUUCAAGAAGGAGGUGAGGAAUAAAGUCUACAGCCGCAUGUUGCUGCUGCGAUCGCUCAGCCUGUACGGGACCCGCUCCCCUCAGGAGCUCCUCAAAGCGUCUGGACUCUCACAGAAAUGGGUGAACAGGGAGAUUUCCAACUUCGACUACUUGAUGCAACUCAACACGAUCGCAGGCAGGACGUACAACAACCUCGCCCAAUACCCAGUGUUCCCCUGGAUCCUAGCUGACUACACUUCAGAGGAGCUGGACCUGUCCGACCCUCGGGUUUUCCGGGAUCUCUCAAAGCCUGUGGCGGUUCUUAACGAACGCAACGCCAAGGCAGUGCGAGAGAAGUAUGAGAGUUUCGAGGAUCCAACGGGAACCAUCGACAGGUUCCAUUACGGCACCCACUACUCCAACGCUGCCGGGGUGAUGCACUACCUCAUGAGAGUGGAGCCCUUCACCUCGCUGCACAUCCAGCUGCAGAGCGGACGGUUCGAUUGCGCCGACCGGCAGUUCCACUCGAUCCCGGCCACGUGGCAGACGCUCAUGGACAACCCCAAUGACGUGAAGGAGCUCAUCCCUGAGUUCUUCUACUUCCCAGAAUUCCUGGAGAACAAAAACGGUUUCGAUCUGGGUCGCUUGCAGAUCUCCAAGGAACGAGUGAAUGACGUUGUUCUGCCAAAAUGGGCCAAGUCCCCGGAGGAUUUCAUCUACAAACACCGCAAAGCCCUGGAGUCUGAGAACGUGUCGGCUCACCUUCACGAGUGGAUCGAUCUGAUCUUUGGGUACAAGCAGCGGGGCCCUGCAGCCGUGGAGGCCCUCAACGUCUUCUACUACUGCACGUAUGAAGGAGCGGUGGACCUCGACGCCAUCACUGACGAAAAGGAGCGCAAGGCCCUGGAAGGCAUGAUCAGCAAUUUCGGACAGACACCCUGCCAGUUACUCAAGGAGCCGCAUCCGGUGCGUCUGUCUCAGGAGGAGGUGGAGAAGAGGAAGGCUCAGCUGGACUCGUCUCCUCUUAACAUGUUCGAGCACCUCGGCGACCUCAAGUCCUUCUUUGUGGAGGGCAUCAGUGACAACGUGCCGAUAGUGAAGGCCGUGGUGCCGAAGAACCAGUCCCAUUCCUUCAUCACCCAGGGGAGCCCGGACACCAUGGUGACGGUGAGUAAGAACUGCCUGGUCGGGACCCAUGGGUGGCUGCCUUACAACAAGAACAUCUCCAACUACUUCACCUUCAUCAAGGACCCCACUGUGUCCAAUGCAAAGACGCAGCGCUUCCUCUCCGGGCCCUUCGCCCCCGGUGUAGAGGUCACAGCCGGGCUGUUCGUCGUGUCCCACGAUGGAAAGCUGCUCUUCAGCGGGGGCCACUGGGACAACAGCCUGCGGGUCACCUCGCUGCUCAGGGGCAAGACUGUCGGACAGCACAUCCGACACAUGGACAUUGUGACCUGCUUGUCGACAGACCACUGCGGCAUCCACCUGAUAUCUGGCUCCAGAGACAUGACCUGCAUGGUGUGGCAGGUGCUGCAGCAGGGUGGAGCUCCCGUUGGUCUGCAUCCCAAACCGGUGCAGGUGUUGUACGGACACACGGACGAGGUGGUGAGCGUCAGCAUCAGCACCGAGCUGGACAUGGCUGUGUCUGGAUCACGGGACGGGACGGUGAUCAUCCACACGGUGCGUCGCGGUCAGUACAUGCGUUGCUUACGGCCGCCGUGCGACAGCUCCCUGCCGCUCUCCAUCCUCCACCUGGCCGUGUCCUGGGAGGGUCACCUGCUUGUUCACACCUGCAUCGAGGGCAAGGCCACGCUCAAGGAUAAGAACGCCCUGCACCUUUACUCUGUGAAUGGGAAGCACCUGUGCAGCGAGCCUCUGAAGGAGCAGCUGACUGACAUGUGUGUGUCAGGAGAGUAUGUGGUCAUCGGCAGCGAGCAGGGAUACCUGACCAUCCGGGACCUCUACAGUCUGUCUCUGUGUUCGGAGCCCAUGGCCAUGAGGGUGCCGGUGCGCUGCGUGUCGGUGACGAAGGAGCAGAGCCACGUCCUGGUCGGCCUGGAGGACGGAAAGCUGAUCAUCGUGGGCGUGGGCAAGCCGGCGGAGAUGCGCUCGGGCCAGAUCACGAGGAAGCUGUGGGGCAGCAAGAAACUGACGCACAUUUCCUCGGGGGAAACGGUGUACAAAACGCAGCACGACUGACCCAACCUUCCACAUUCCUGUCACACAGUCACCUCCAUACCCAUCAAAGUCAUCCAGUGUGAAGAACUCCUUCCUGCAUGUGUGUGUGAUUUUGGAUUGAGAUCACGGCGCUGGCGCUGUUGUUUGAAUCCAGAAGUAAAACCAGCCUCAGCACCACCAUAACACUACAAACUAUCCCCAGCCAUCGUCCUUUUUUACCUGAUGUGUGUGUGUGUGUGUGUGUGUGUGUGUGUGUGUGUGUGUGUGUGUGUGUGUGUGUGUGUGUGUAGUGGAUAUUCUGUCAAAAUAUAGUUUAAAGCGUCUCUUAGUUUGCCUUAAAGCUGCCACACAGCAGCACCAUCACUCACAGGACCUCUCCGGUUCUUGUUUAUAUCGUCUUUAUUUUUAUUCCUGGUUUCUUCGGGUCUUCUGUUGGUUUUUGGACAGAUUUAUGCAUGAACCUAACAACCUCUGUUCGUCUGCACGGCAUUUUUUUUUGGACCAUUUUGAGAUUGAGAAGCAGACUUAGUGAUGGGGGACUUAUUUUAGGCUUAGAUUGACUUGUUUUGUUCUAGAAACAUCUGUCUUUAAUGUUAGAAACACUACAGGCGUGAGGAUGUAUCACAGAGCCACACAACACAUCAUCGAAUGUUUUUAAGUUACUUGAAUCCAUGUUUAUUUAUAAGUAAAGGUAGCAGUCUUUAAAAUCACACCUUGUCUCUUGAACACCGGUUCUCAAACUGUAACGACUGUUAGGAGACCUGCAAAAGAAGAAGGAAUAAUAAAGGGCUCUACGAGAUGUCAGUGUUAACAGCAAUACAGCUUUUAUUUUCCGUCUUCCUACAGCUUAUGGAACAACACAUGCUCCCUAAUUCUCUCCUUUAUUCAUCAUUGCCUCAUCCUUUAUUUCUGCUUCUCCUUCCUGCUCAUUGUGAAGUGACUGAGUUUGUCUUUAUAACGCGAGAAGGUUUUUGCAUGCCUCGAGUGUGUGAAACAUCAGCAUCACAAACAGCCACAGCGUGAAGCUCCUGUGGAUGUAAUUUAUAUUUUUGCACCAUACCUGUGUGUGUCUGAUUGUGUGUGUGUGUGUGUGUGAGGACAUGCCGAUGAUGCAUGUUUAUUUUUUAUAGCUGUUGAUGUGGUGUUUGGAAUUUUUGGGUCUUAUUUAAAUGUCACAACAAGACCAAUCUGUGUCCUUCUUUUUGAGACUUACUGUCAUUUUCUGAGUUCCUCAUUUGUCGUCCAGACCACUGUUUGAGUUGUUCCACGACUGCAACAAACGGAGUGCCUUUUUAUCCCAGCGUGGCAUUGACACAGGUUUCUUAUCAUCACCGAAGCUUAUCGUCCCGACCUUUUAGUGUAAAUCAAAGCAGCAUUCCAGAUGAUAAAUCUUCCCAGUUUCAACGGGAAGAGCAUAGGACUUCAAAACUAAAAACUAUUUUGUGUCUUCUUGUGUCACCAAAUGUGUAUAUCUGUGAUUAUUUAUGAAUACAGUAUAUAAUGUACAGCAUGAUUUUUAUUUCAGCGUAUUUGAAAUGUACUUUUUGCACUUUCCAGGUACUAAAAUUGUUUUAACUUGGCUCCCUUAAUCUGUAUAAACUGCUUUAUAUACACAAGUGGAAAAAUGAUCAUUAAAGUCUUGUCUAGAUUUAA